ACUUUCAUCCCCACGUUUCUUCUUUUGGCAAAGACGAAAGUCUCAAACUCUCUCUUCCUCUCUCUCUCUCUCGGCCUCUCUCGACCUCUUACCCCAAAAAACCCAGAAAUCACCUCUUUUAAUGGAUACAUCGCCUCUACGAUCUCAUUCCUCCUCAUCUUCCAGACUUUUAUUGCUCUUCUUUUGUCGAUUUCGUGCUUCGAUUCCUUCUUCCUCUGCUUCAGAUCGUCUUCAUCCUUCCUCUACUUUUCAGUUUCUCUUAUAAGUCCUUUUCAAUCUUUUUCUUUUUGUUUUGUUUCAUUUUCUCUUAAUUUCCGCAAAGUAUUGAAUUAGCCGCACGACAACAUAAUCAUGGGGAGGAAAUCUCAGCGUAAUAAGAACGCGACCAUGUUUGAUAGUGAUGAUGAUACAAGUAGUGUAAGCUCUUCCUCCACCAUGCCAUCUGAGAGAGUGUUGAAUAAUGGCAUGGAUGAAGUCACUGUUCACAAAGAUGCUUUGUUGGAUCAAUCCCUUGAUGCUCUCUAUGAGAAAAGGAGUUCAACGAGAGAGCAAGCUCUGGCCUCCAUUGUUGAUGCAUUUAACAGCGACAUGCAGCUUGAGUUUGUGGAAAAUAAGUUUGCGACUUUAUUGCAUCAGUGUUUACACUGCAUCAAGAAAGGGUCUACUAAGGAGACCGCAUUAGCAUCGCAUGUUAUUGGAUUGCUAGCAUUAACUGUUGGUCUUGGGGAUCAAGCAAAAGAGAUUUUGGAAGAAUCUGUCACUCCUCUUUCUCAAGCCCUUAAAUCUGGUCGUGAAAUUUUGAAAAUAACCUCGAUACUCGAGUGUUUAGCAGUCAUAACCUUUGUUGGUGGGAAUGAUCCAGAGCAAACUGAGAAAUCAAUGCAAACAAUCUGGCAAAUGAUCCACCCCAAACUAGGCUCUAAUGUUGUGGCAACUAAACCUUCACCUGCUGUAAUAAGUGCUGUUGUCUCUUCCUGGGCGUUUCUGCUCACAACAGUUGAUCGCUGGACACUAGGUCCUAAAAUUUGGCAAGAGACCGUAGCUUAUCUCUCUACAUUGCUGGAAAAGGAUGACCGAUCUGUACGUAUAGCUGCUGGUGAAGCACUUGCGGUGAUAUUUGAGUUGGGAACCCUAGAGAAGUUUUCUGCCGAAGCCAAAGAGUCUGCUAAUGGAUCAGUGAAAGAAGGAAGUGUGUCUCAGGAGGCAUUGAUUCACAUGCAUGGCUUGAAAGCUAAAGUCACCAAACAAGUUAGAGAGCUAUCUGCAGAGGCAGGUGGUAAAGGUUCUGCUAAGAAAGAUCUCAACACCCAACGAUAUUUGUUCAAAGAUCUUGUUGAAUUUCUUGAGGACGGAUGUGCUCCAGAAACUUCAACAAAAGUGGGAGGAGACUAUUUACAGACAGCAACGUGGUAUCAAAUGAUACAGUUGAAUUAUUUGAAGCAUUUCCUUGGGGGUGGUUUUAUUAAACAUAUGCAGGAGAAUGAAUUCCUUCAUGAAGUAUUUAGUUUCACUCCAAAGAAGAUUGGUGGAGGAAAGAUGACUAAUGACGAAAAGAGGUUGUUUAAAUCACCAAAUUCAGCCCUCAACAAAGCAAGAACGCAGUUCCUGACCAAGCAGAGGAUGUUAGCUAAGAAUAUGAACGUUGGGCAUUAUGCAGCGACAGAAACGAUGGAGGAGGAAUGAUCUUUACAAUUGACUUUGAAGCUUUGCAAACUCAUCUGCUACUUUUGAAAAACUGUUGUUGUAUCAUUUACACGUUUUUGUUACAUGUUUUUGAUUGGUCCGAUCAUUAUUACACUUGAAACCUCUUUUCAUUUAUAACAAAUUUUCGUCUGUUGGGUGUUAUUCCUAUCAUUCAAAAGUCGGUAUGAUGUUAGAGAGCCA
Capsella rubella is the source of this 1884-nucleotide messenger RNA. Its product is annotated as interferon-related developmental regulator 1. Bases 352 to 1683 code for a protein of 443 amino acids. NCBI's taxonomy places the organism in Eukaryota, Viridiplantae, Streptophyta, Magnoliopsida, Brassicales, Brassicaceae. The transcript is spliced from 12 exons. The record is from RefSeq and is a predicted model, not a curated record.